AUGGACCGAUUGCGGAGGAAAUUAGCCGUCAUUCGGUCAGCGGUGACCAGAGCCAUUAACGAGUUUCAAGCUCUACUUAGUUCCUCGGAUGCAACCGCUGGUGAGCUCACAGAAAACCUGAAUAUUCUCGAACUGAAGGAAGCAGCAUUGAAGGCAGUUGACAGUGAGAUUCAAGACGGGGUUGAUAUUGAUCACCUUGAAGAAGAGAGGGAAAGCGUCGAGGCUUAUCAAGUGUUGAUCUGCCGUUUACGAACAAGAGCCACACUCAAGCUAGAUGCCCUGCGCACGCCUAACAUCAUAUCGAAUGCUGCGGAACGGUUACAGGUUUGGGACCAAGGCCAUCAACAGUCGAGAACAAUAGUGAUAAAACUCUCAAGAUUACAGAACCGAAAGUUCGAAGGAUACCUCCAUAAUAAGAAACCUUUCUGGGAUCAAUUUGAAGGGUUUAUACACCAUAAGCCGGACCUUUCUUCAAUCGAUAAAUUUAGAUAUCUGACGAGUUAUUUAUUCGGAAAGGCGGAAGACAGCAUACGGGGAUUGCCUAUUAUGGAGAGCAACUGUAACAUCGCUGUGGAUAUCUUAAAGGACAGGUUCGUCCAGACCCAGGCGAUAAUUGACGACCACAAGACGCGACUAUUGAAUUUAAGAAGAAUCACCACGUCGAUCGACGUUAUGGCUUUGAGACGGCUGAAUGACGAUAUCACGAUAAAUGUCCGCAACCUGAAAGCACAUGGCCUGAAGGUGGAAGAGUACAGUGCGCUGCUACAUGCUGCCGAGAAGAAGCGACUUCCUGACGAUCUCGUCCUCCGCUACCGCCAGCAAACAGCUACCGACAUCGCGGAUAGCACCGGUUGUCUGCAAACGUUUUUGAAUUUUCUAAAGUCUAGGGUAGAGAGCAGAGAGCGCGGUCUGGAAAUAAAUCCCAAUCAAGUCAAUCUCUCAAAAGCCUAA
Ixodes scapularis (black-legged tick) is the source of this 951-nucleotide messenger RNA. RefSeq lists its product as uncharacterized. The transcript has a single exon. Lineage: Eukaryota; Metazoa; Arthropoda; Arachnida; Ixodida; Ixodidae. The record is from RefSeq and is a predicted model, not a curated record. Bases 1 to 951 code for a protein of 316 amino acids.